Belonocnema kinseyi is the source of this 4423-nucleotide messenger RNA. RefSeq lists its product as uncharacterized. The coding region runs from base 500 to 4189 and encodes 1229 amino acids. The transcript has 7 exons. The record is from RefSeq and is a predicted model, not a curated record. Gene Ontology annotation, biological process: mitotic cell cycle. Lineage: Eukaryota; Metazoa; Arthropoda; Insecta; Hymenoptera; Cynipidae.
AAAAUAUUUUAAAAUGGAUGCAGGAUGCAUCAAAAAAUCAUUCAAAACCAGAAUCUGUCAAAACAUAGGGAGAAUUGCAGCUUUGAUUAGUUGAAAAAUUGGAUACUCACUAGUUUAAACGGUGUAACUACGAAAUGGAAGAAAUGAACCUGACAAAUACAAAACGACAAAACUUACAACCUAACCUCAAAUUACAUGUAUAUUGGUUUAUAAACAGGAUACCUAGUAUGAACACUUUUUUUACAACGUAAAUAGUGAAAGUGAUCAUCAAAAGUGUAAUAAAUAAUGGAUAUAAUUAAUUCCCGAGCACUUUAAAUUAAAAGAACACUACAAAAUUAAUGUAAUUUCGGAAGGAAAGUUUUUUUCAACAAAAAUGACUCGCAAUUCUCGAAGUUCUCGGAGUAUGAAUUCUACAAAGGAUGCCACAGCCAGAAUACAUGGUAUGCUUGAAGAAAAAUUGAGUCCACAAAAGCCCUGGGCGAAAUAAAAGAAAAAAGUCAUGCCUUUUAAAAGGAAAAGAAUCCUUAAGCAGGAUGACUUGAGCGAUGAAGAUUUCGUCAAACCUCGAAGAAGUUCUCUCCAAGUAAAUUUGAGUUACAUAUCAAAUCUAACAGAUUCAGGUCACGGAUCAUCUAGAAGAAUCGAUGAAACUUUAAAUGAUGUUCCAAGCACAAAUAAUCUUCCAGUGACUGGAACGAGGAGAACUAGAAAGAAUCUUCCUUCCAAAGAAUCAGAACCUUUGAAGAAAAGAAAAAGAAACCUUUCGAAAAUUAUAGAAAAUCAGAACGAUGUUAACAACGAGGAGCAAGUCUUGAAUGAUAGUUGCUCUCUAUUAAGAGAUGCAAUUUUACGUAAAACGAGAGAGAUUUUUGAUCAGGGAAAUGAAUUGGCUAUUAAAACAAGCCGCGUUCUUGAGGAAGGUUCUAAAAUGAUAAGAUCGGUAGAAGACGAACUUUCGAAGACAUUAAAUUUAGAUACGGAUUCAAGGUCCGUAAUAUUGGAAAAGGAUUCGAGAUCUGUGAUAAUAGAAAAAAGCAUAACUUCAAGAUCAGUAGUUUUAGAUAGCGAGCCAACUUCAAGUUCAAUACAACUAGAAAACGAUUCAGAUCCAGGGUCAAAAACGCCAGAAAGUGAAAAAGAUGCAAGAGCACACGAUGAAUCUGAAAAACCCAAGCCCCCAACUAAAACCCUAAAGUCUAUGAUCUUAGAAAUGAGUACAAAUACAAGAUCCACUCUUUUGGAACGAAUGAAGGAAUCGAACCUCAUAUCACAGACUAGCAAAGAUUCAAAAUCAACUACAGACAAAUCACUAACCCCUCCUGGAAAGGACCAAAACUGCAGGUCUCCUAGUGUGAGAGUGGCUCUUAGAGAAGAUCAACAAAUAAUAAUGUCAGGCAAGAAUAAAAAUGCGGACCCGGUACGGAUUAACGUGAUGAACAGUAGUCCCGUAUCAAGAAGAAGCGAUCAGUCCGAUCAGUUCGUAACUCCAAAAAAAUCUCGAGUCUCAGAUGCUUCGAAUGAAAAUCAAAUUUUUCCUAAGAAACGUUUGUUCUCUGACGAAAAUAUUCCAGAGCAUCGCACACCAGAACAUAAUUUUCUAGAGCCAAAAACUCUUCUUCAAAAGAGCUUUUUGGAAUCUCCAAAGCCUUUGAAUGUUUUUACGAGUCCCGUUUUGAGUGGAAGUACUAGGAAGCAUCCCAGGCUUUCUCUAAGGAGGGCUCAAAUAACACAAAACGAGAAUGAGAAGGGUGCGAAGAUUAAAGAUUCAUCUUUAAUGAAAGAAACUCUUAAUAUAACUGGCAGGAACUCGUCUCCAGGAUUUCCUCUGACUUGCUCUUCGUUUAUAGACAAUCGGAAUCAAAUUAGAAAUCCGGAUAUUUUAAAUUUUCCGGGAAGAGGGACAAAUGAGUCAGCUUGCAUGGAAAUGACAACGAUUCCGAAUAUUUUGCCGAUAUCUGUGAGAGGAUUGCCUUGCGAUAAGGAAAGUUCUGACAAACCCCUUAAAGAAUCAUUUAAGGAUUCGCAGGAUAAGAGAGUUGUGUCGAUGGAACUUACGGAGGUUGAGGGAAAUAUUUUGGAUGUAAUUCAUCCACAGGGAGUGAAUCCCCAAUUAGAGGAAGCACCUAGUUGUAUUCUAGAAGACACAGAGAUUCAGGACGUGACUGUAAAAACUAAAAGAACUUCUCUUAAUGUGAAUACUUCAAUGGAUCCGACUGAGGGAAAGAAAAGUGAGGAAACAGUCUGCUUAAGCAGUUCAUGUGACAGCAGCAAACGUCCAAAACAAACCCAACAAAGUUGGUGCGCAAUUCGUUCUUCACUCAAAGUUAACACUUCUUUGGAUUACCUCCCAAAAUAUACAAGAAAAAAAUUAACAGUCAGUGAAAUUGCUACAGGAAAAAGUUCUCGAAAGAUAGGGACUGUUGAAGAAAAUCCCGUUUCAGAUGAAGGAAACGCUGCUGUCAGAGAUUCGGAUCCAGUUGGACCAAAUUCAGAUAGACGUAAAUCAAGUACAACUGGAAAUCGAUCAUGUACAGUCCCUGCUAAAUCAAAUACUAUGUCAGACCAAAGAAAUGCAGUUUUUAUUCGAAGAAGUGCAGUAUCUGUUGAAUCAAUUCCGGGUUCGGAUAAACCAGAUUCAGUUCAGAAUAAAUCAGAUAACCUUCCAAAUAAAUCAAAUUCAGUGAUAAUGAAUUCUCUUUCAGAGAGUUGUUCGUCAGAAUCCUUAGAAAAUGUAUCUUUGGUACAACGUCUGAAAGGUCUUUUCGUGAAACCUUCAACAAGUGCAAAAAAGAUUCGCACUUCUCGAAGUUCUCGGAGUAUGAAUUCUACAAAGGAUACCACAGGUGAAACGAGCUGCGUUGAAGGCACUCCACUACCUAUAAGUCGAUCGUUUUUAUGGAAAUCUCAAAUUAAGCAAAAUACGUUUGCAAGCAACUUAAAUUUCAACGUCUCAGAAAAAAGUAACGAAACCAAUUUCUCGGCGAAAACUAACGCUUCAGUUGAAAAUGUUGGACCAAAUCCGAAGCAGUUAAGAAAGCCGAAGGUGACAGGAAGACAUCCAGCAUUAAGCAAUUAUGGAUCAGAAGCAACUCAACCUCCCAAUGAAUCCCUUGAAAAGAUAACAACAACUGAAUCAAACAAAAGUUCAAAAGCCGAAGAUUCGUCACCAGAUAAUUCGAAAAAGCCAAGGAAAAAAAAACUUUACCCUUUACGAGGUCGCUCUCAACAACUUUCUUUGAGUCCAGCCAGAAGUCUAACUCCAUCCCCGAAACGAAUCGUAUUUCCGAAAAGAAGAAAAAAUAAAAAAUGGCUGAAAAUGCAGAACACGCAAAGAACACAAAUGUCUCUAAGAGCACAAAAAACGCAAAAAACACAAAAACCAGCAAAUGACUUGGAGUCGUCUGAAUCCAGUGCCGAAUCAGGGGAAGAUAUGUCAGCCAAUCAUCAAACUCAAAAUUUGACGAAGCGUAAAAAAAAUAGGAAAGUAUUGCGAAAAAAGAUAGUUAUAAAAAAAAUUGCGAGCUCUGGUGCGGUGACUGAAACGGAAAGGAAUAAGGUGAAAUUUCAGGAGUGCGAAAACUCGGAAGGGGGCAGGAGUUCGUUUAAUGAUUUUGAACCAAAGAAAAAAGUUGAGAAGAAUAAAAAAAUUUCAAAGAGGAUUAUUGUCACGACUGGCUUAUCUAAUGAAGACAAAAGUUUAGUAAAGAGUGUUGUAAAACAAUUGGGUAAAGCAGAGAUGGAAUUGAACGUGUCCCGUAAAACGACUCACGUGGUAAGCACUGGAGUUCGAACCAUCAAUUUAUUAAAAGGGAUUAUAAGAGGCUGUUGGCUUGUGAGUCUCGAGUGGGUUUUGAAAUCUCUCGAAAACGGAGAAUGGAUCCAUCCGGAGCCGUACGAAAUGGCCCAUUUUUCGGCCGCUGUGCAGGAAAAUCGUAGAGAUCGACAACUUUUUGGAAAGGCCUUUGUACCAGAAUUAUUUUCAACCUGUGGAAAAAUCUACGUUGAAAACGGUACAAAUCCAGUACCCUCGUCUCUAAAAGAGCUGAUAAAAACAGCUGGUGGUCAAGUAACGGAGGAUCCUACAAUCUCGGAAGUAGUGGUGGGAUCGGAAGGUUUGAAGGAAAUAUGGGUCUUGGAUUCGAUAACAACAGGUGUACUGCAACCUGCAGAUAACUAUCGAAGAAAGUAGUCUCUUCUACAAUUAUUGUAAAUAUUUAUUUUUUGUCCUAUGGUGUACAAAAAGUCUUAAAACAUAAAUGCCUAGCUUAGCUGUGAGCUAUUAUGUAUCAUCUCUCCUAUAUUUUUGUAUAAUUUAUUAUAUCUAUGUAAAAAGAAUUUAAAUUAGGCAUAUCGAGAUUAAGUAUAUUUUACAGCCUUUGUCGUAUUAUAUUCGAGAAUAAAUUUAUUUUUAUCCUGCCGAGUA